This is a messenger RNA of Eutrema salsugineum, 1300 nucleotides long. RefSeq names its product UPF0725 protein EMB2204. NCBI's taxonomy places the organism in Eukaryota, Viridiplantae, Streptophyta, Magnoliopsida, Brassicales, Brassicaceae. The transcript has 5 exons. The record is from RefSeq and is a predicted model, not a curated record. The coding region runs from base 90 to 1121 and encodes 343 amino acids.
AAAAAAGAAAUCGCGUGGACAAACCUUAAUCGACGAAAAGCAUCAGCGUCUUCUCGAUUCCGGCGAAAUUUUGGAACGAGGAGGAGACGAUGGUGCUCGUAGCAGGCGAAAUUCGGAACCAGGAGGAGACGAUGGCACACGUGGCAGUUGAUAUGGCAGCGAGGAAGGCUGAAUAUUAUCGGGCAUUGGAGAAAGCCAGGGGUUCCCGUUUCAUAAGAAGAGUCCAUAUUUGUGGACUGAUACAAAGAAUUUGUAAUGAUAAGAAAUCUCCUUGUCCUGGCUUAGUCCUCCUUUAUGCUAGGUUGGGCCUUCAUCGAUACAAUUUGCUUCAGGGCAAAAACUUAGAGCUCAGAAGCGUCAAGAAAUACACCCAGACCACUGGCACUGCUGCUUACACUUACCACAUAACUAUGGAAGCCAUGGAUCCAGCUAUCGAUUCGCUUCAAACUUUUGAGACUAAAGUUUAUGAAAACACUCCUGGCGAAUUGGAUUUGUCGUGCAGAAUUGCUAGACCUCUAGGGGAACCCAAGGAAAACCAAAUAAAAAAAAAUAUGCUGAAAAAACCCGUUGUUAUUACCAUGCCUGAGUGGCCGCCACAGAAUCCUUUUGAAAACUGUUACGUGCUGAAUGAGUCAGAGCUAGAGCUGGAAGAAAAUCACUGGGUUCGUCUCUACCUGGAACUUGCAGUUGCCAAGCCCAAUAGGAAUACGAAUCCAGAUGUGUCCAACUUGAAGAUUGUCAAAGUGGCUAUAGAUACUAGUACCAAAGAUGCGGAUGAUGCUGAGGAACUCAACGGCAAAAAUGUUGCAGUUGUCUACAUACAUUACAAGGACUCGUGCGAGGCUCGAGUUGGCAAGGAUGUUGAUCGCGUAGCUAUAGUCAGAAGAGCUUUCUGUGAGCGGUUUGAUUGCUUCAGUCUCGUGGGUCAGACUCUGAGUUCAGAUAUUAUACCAAAAAAGGGUAAGAAGAAGAAGCGCCGUGUGCAGCUUCUUCCGUGUAGCCUGCGUCUCAAACCGUGGCUGUUAUCCAGUCCUAGGCGCCUCAAGGCAUACAAAUACACUGGCGUUGGCUUGUCUCGUUGUCUGCUCAAGGCAAGAUCCACCAUCGAAUAUGUGGAUUAGAUAAUAAUAAUUGACCACUGUCUACGUUAUUUCGAUUAUUUAGGGAUUGUUUAAUUUGUACUCUUCCGUUUUCCAUUUCAUUUUGUGUUCAUCUGAUACAUCUAUGAUCUCUGAAACAAAGAAGUGGGAUUGUGUGCUUAAUAUUUUUUCGACCCUCUGCGGAGCUGCAUUGCUAUUUU